Messenger RNA from Aegilops tauschii subsp. strangulata, 1357 nucleotides. RefSeq names its product glycolipid transfer protein 3. Gene Ontology annotation, biological process: intermembrane lipid transfer; ceramide transport. NCBI's taxonomy places the organism in Eukaryota, Viridiplantae, Streptophyta, Magnoliopsida, Poales, Poaceae. Gene Ontology annotation, molecular function: ceramide 1-phosphate binding; ceramide 1-phosphate transfer activity. The record is from RefSeq and is a predicted model, not a curated record. Gene Ontology annotation, cellular component: membrane; cytoplasm; cytosol.
UAGCACCCAAUAGGAGAGGAUUGAGUGUACCUGCAGGGCUUAGCUCUGCCAAAGUCUCGAGCUCUGCCACCGUCUCGUCUGGAGCGGAUUGGGCAGCCACGGUGGUGUUUGACUUCGACCCUUUCUCAUCUCUCCUCUCCUCUCUUUCUCUCUCUGAAGUCUUAACCAGAGCAAGAAGUAGGCUUCUCCAUGGCUUGCUGUUAGUUUGGACCGGCACUGGGCUUUGAUGAUGGUGGAGAGGGAGAGAGAUGAGGGAGAAGCAAUGGCCGUGAACAGGCCACGGCAGGAAGGAGAAGGAGCAGAAGCCGCAGCGGCACCGGCACCGGGACCAGCAGGCACAGGGGAGAAGGUUGAGGGGCAGAGGGAUGACGGAGAAAGAGACGACGGCGAGGAGCGGAAGGAGAAGAGCGAGGAGGAAGACGAGGCGGAGGAAAAGAAAGACAAGGUGGAGCUGGAAGAGUGGUCCGAGAUAAGGCUGGCCAUCGCGGAGCUGUCCCCGAUCAGCCGGCGCGGCGGCAAGCUGUGCACCUCGCCUCCCACGCUGCCCUUCCUCGGCCUCUCCCACCUCCUCCUCCAGCUCCUCGAUAAGAUUGGUCCGACAAUGGCAGUGCUGCGGCUCGACGUCCAACGGAACAUCGAGAGGCUGCAGGAGCUAUACUUGCAGGACCCAUCUAAAUACUCCACUCUGACGGCGAUGGUCGAGAAAGAGGCCGACGACGGCACCGUGAGGAAGGCCGAUAGCUGUGCAAGAGCUAUUCUAUGGCUCACUAGAUCCAUGGAUUUCACUGUUGCACUGUUACAGAGACUGGAGAAGGAGGAGGAGGAGGAGGAGGAGGAGGAGGGUUCUGAUCAGCAGAGCCUUGCACAGCUCGUAGAAGAUGCGUACAAGGUCUCUCUCAAGCCAUGGCAUGGCUGGAUUUCUUCCGCGGCAUGCAAGAUCGCGUUGAAGCUCAUCCCUGAGAGGGCGAUCUUCGUCGGCUGGCUCAUGGGGGAAAACCAGAGUUACAGUCUCCUCAAGGUCGAGAUCGAGAAGCUCGUCCAGCUGCUCCAGCCCUUUCUCGACGACAUCCAUGCCAUGCUGGCCAAGUUCAAACUGGACAGGCUGAAGUCGACCUGAGGGCGAAUGCUAAGAUGGUCUCCAUUAUCAAAUUCCACUUCUGUGAAUACCGCCUUGGUUUGUACUUUGUAGUGUACAUGUUUCUCUUUUUUGAGCUGUCCGUGAUCGUGCGCCUCACUCUGUAAAUAGGUCUUCAUGUAGGGUAGGACUAGAUUUGUAGCGCUCCUUGCGGGUACGAGUUCUGCCUAGUCAAUGUACUUGUCCAUCUUUCUAGCAGUAAAUUGCAUUUUCCACCGUGCA